GUCUUCCGGCCGCGUCUACUCACAGCCCCGCCUCUUCCGGCGCGUUUCCCAUCAUGGCGCAGGGACAGCGUAAAUUCCAGGCGCAAAAGCCGGCGAAGAGCAAAGCUGCCGCGGCGGCGUCGGAGCGGAAUCGGGGUCCAAGGAAAGGAGGUCGUGUUAUCGCCCCCAAGAAAGCGCGUAUCGUGCAGCAGCAAAAGCUCAAGAAGGACCUGGAGGUGGGGAUCCGGAAGAAGAUCGAGCAUGACGUGGUGAUGAAAGCCGGCAGCCGCCUGCCCAAGAAGCUGGCGCUGCUGAAGGCCCCAGCCAAGAAGAAGGGAGCAGCCGCCUCCUCCAAGAUGUCCUCCUAGGAGGUCAGGCUCAGCAGAGGACAGCACCACAUCCCUGCCUCUGCACUCGGACCUUGCAGGUGACCCCAAGGCUGUACAUGGAGGAGAGGACCUGUCUACAUCCCCCUCAGCACUGGGGCACACCUAGGACUUCGAGGGGGGCUUGAUGCAGGAGCAGGUGACCGACAGACCCAUAGCAGGAAGAUUCGGAUUCCCUGGGUGCCGGGACCCCAGCCGUGGUUGCGAGGACGUGGCCACCAGCCUCCUCUGCAUCUCUCCCUUCACAUGCCCUGGCCCCGACUCCGCUGCUUUAACCCACAGCAAUAAACGUGGCCUUGUCCCUCC
Tupaia belangeri chinensis (Chinese tree shrew) is the source of this 671-nucleotide messenger RNA. RefSeq names its product chromosome unknown C19orf53 homolog (gene CUNH19orf53). The transcript is spliced from 3 exons. Bases 54 to 347 code for a protein of 97 amino acids. Lineage: Eukaryota; Metazoa; Chordata; Mammalia; Scandentia; Tupaiidae. The record is from RefSeq and is a predicted model, not a curated record.